Daldinia childiae is the source of this 1803-nucleotide messenger RNA. RefSeq lists its product as uncharacterized. The coding region runs from base 1 to 1803 and encodes 600 amino acids. The record is from RefSeq and is a predicted model, not a curated record. NCBI's taxonomy places the organism in Eukaryota, Fungi, Ascomycota, Sordariomycetes, Xylariales, Hypoxylaceae. The transcript has 2 exons.
AUGACUGAUGAUAACCAGUUGCCGGAGUUCCCAGAGGGAACUCCAGAUCAACAAACCGAGGGUGGGCCGUCUCGGGGCCGCGGACGAAGUAUACGAAGGACUGGAAUGCCAGAAGAGGAGCGCAGAGCUCGGCAACAGCGUAGACGUCAAUUCCGCGCCCGAUUUAGCUCUGCAAAUAAAGAUAAGCGUCAUGAAGAGACAGGAGAUGGAAAAGCCGAUAUUGGCGAUUCAAACACUACGCAGGCAGCAAUUGAACAAGAAAGUGCGGAAGAUCCAACGUCAAUAGAGGCCGAGGGUAUCCAGGAGCGGAAGCCUUGGGAAACACUAGUUAUCGGGACCUUGGGGGAGAAUUUGAGUUACAUCGAAGAAAAGAAUCGUGAGAUCGAGCGACAACAAUAUAUCGUAAGACACCACCAGAAACAUUCUCCGCACGAAGUUGCACAUAAUCAGAAAAUCCUCGAUGAGUUGAUACAAGAGCGAUCGGAAAUGAAGGACGAUGAAGAAAACAAUAUGCCCCAAGAUAAGCGAGAAGAGAAGAAGCGUAUCGGCGAACGACUGGACUCGCUGAACUGGGCCCUCGAUACUUGUCAAUGUGAAGAUGAGGAAGUCAACAUCCGAGCUGCCAUCCAAGGGUAUCAAUCUGGGGAGAUCCUAUAUUCGAACAAUUUUACACUCCUCUACGGUGGACAUAUCGUUGAUGUCUGCCCCUCAUACCAAUCCUUCUGCGUAGACAGGCAGGAGAGGUUAGACAGGUACUUUGCAAGAUACGGACCCGGAUGGCUCUGGCAAGAACCUCCGUUGGCUGGCCCCGGCUUCGAGGUCAUGGCAAAUAAGGCGCUGUGCCUCAAUCAAGAUGAGAGCAACUACUUUUUCGGGAGUUAUUUGGUGAAUAUGCGAUUCGCUGUUGAUAGGAAACAUGUAAUGAGAAAGACAGGUAGAGGCUUCGUUAGGGGUAUAUCAAUGUUGAAGAGUUCCGAGGUUUCGUGUUGCUUCGAGACACUCCUCGACAGCGGAGCAACUAUCCCCAACUUAUCCCUAGGGGAUCUUCGGCGUCUGGACAUCGACUUUAAGUAUUACGCCGCGCAAGGUGUCACGAAGAUCCGAACAGUAACUGAUACCCAAGAGCGGAGACUCGUCGAAAUGCGAGUCUCGGUGUGUUCAAAAGACGGCGCAUCACUCGUUGGAGAAGGCGAUCAGGCAGUAUGGCCUAGCGAAUCGAGGCAUGUUGGAGGCUUCGCUCCGGUCUGGAUUAAUGAAGGCGCAUCGGGUUCAAACUUCAAAGAGCGUCUAAGCGGUAUGAUACCGUUCGAAUCAUGCUACAUAGGGUCGGCACCGACUACGAAGGAGAUAUGGCUUGGGGAAGAUCGCAGAGACGUGUUAGGUGCAAGGCGCAUGCCGUCGCUCUUGCGGUAUGAUAACGAGAAGCAAGUCGGGUUGAAGUAUCCAGAACACUUCCAAAAAUUGCGGGCCGAAGCAAAGACGCCGGAUCAAGUGAUAUUCAUACAUAAGCUCGACCCGGCAAAAGGAAGAGGAUCGACGUUCAUCGACGCAGAUUGUCCAGGCGUUCGCGGGAAGAGCGAGUUAGCAACCCUGGAUAGAGAAUUCGACAAAGCUAGCCAGCGAGUAAUCAUGAAAGCACAAGAGAAGGUAGUUUUAGAGCCACGCGCAGGAGGGCGAUGGGAAGCUAGGAGAGAGAAUCCUGAAUGGCGACAGAGAUUCCUAACCAUUAGGGAUUUUUCGAAGCCGAGCUAUACUGGCAUUGGAGAGAAGCGGACAAUUAGACGUAAGUUUGGAUAUAGGUAG